Molecule: messenger RNA, 952 nt
Organism: Punica granatum (pomegranate)
Lineage: Eukaryota; Viridiplantae; Streptophyta; Magnoliopsida; Myrtales; Lythraceae
Source: RefSeq, a predicted model, not a curated record
UCUCCCCCAUCAUCAAUUUCCUCUUUCUGGGCAGACCCAACAUAUAUACAUAUAUACAUAUAUAUACAUACACAUAUAUGUAAAUGUGUGUAUACAUCCGUAUGCAUAUAUAAACAUCUUCUUCUCUCAGCGCACAGAACACCCAACAAAUGGAUAACUUAGGAUGCAGCGUCCAGCAGAGGAAGCCAACCAAAUUCAAGGCCAAACCGGCCAAGAGGAAACCUAAGCCGAUGAAUUCCCCCAUCAAGGUUGUCUACAUCUCCAACCCCAUGAGGGUCAAGGCCACCGCCUCCGAGUUCCGGGCCCUCGUCCAGGAGCUUACCGGGCAAGACUCCGAGCUCCCCGACCCUGCCAAGUUCUCCCCUGGAGGGGCGAACGAUCCGCACCGGGCAGUCUCAGUCGAUGAUGUGGCCAAGGAUGAAGGGACGUCAGGGCUAGGAGGAGUGUCGGCAGCUGAGGACGAUGAUGAGCCCGUGCAGGAGGUCCCCAGCGUGGGCCUGGAGUUGUCGUACGGCCCACUACUCAGCGGAGACGCCCCGACGCCGUCCGAGGUGUUCGAUGAGGACCCCGACGGGGUGUUCACGCCCCAGAUGCUGGACAACCUCGUGGGGCUGUGUCCGUCGAACUUCUUGUGCGGAUCGUAUUCAGAUCUGAAUAGCUUCGCACUGUUAUCUCACUGCACCGCAGUGCCGACAACUAAUGAUAACAUGGUAAGGGAGCUCGACUGUCGCGGUAUAAACUAAUUAUUAGUUUAUUUAUCGAGUGUGUUAAUCGUGUUAAAGACAUUGAUAUGUUCAUGUCUAUGUCCGUAGCUAAUAAUAUGUAUAUAGCUUAGCUGCUUUGUUUUUCUGUUCAUGUAUGUGAUGUAAGUCUUUAUGGAUUCACCAAAAAAUAACGCGGAAUGGAGAAGAAGAUGGGUUAGGGAAAAUCCCGCAACCCGUUUCGCUGAAAA